GUCACACUACUGCGUAAUGGCAGCGUAAACGCCUCUGAAUCUCUGGGAUUAUGAAGCAGAACUGAGGGAAACAAAAGGAAGAUAUAGUGGCUUCGGUUUGUCAUGACCUUGUUUCAUUUCCUGCCACUUCGGCAUGGAGACAGCGCCGUCGGUAUUCGCCAAAACCUCCUCGCAACGUCUGGUCUGAACCGGUUCGGGGAUGUGCGCAGUCUCGUGUGCACUGCAGACUCCACGCACUGAUUUCACGCAGCACUCCGCGCCCUCCUCGGGCCCCGCCCUCAUUGGUUAGGACGCUCGCGUCCCGCCCACAUCUCUCCGCGUGCUGUGUGGACAAUGGGGAAGUUUCCGAUUUGCGAUUGGUUCACGCCACUCCAAAACUUUUAUUUUGGGGCAGGCCCCGUAUGUUGUUGUGCACGGGCACGCACAGAAGUGGAGUUGUAAACGAAGCUCGUGCACGUUUCAGCACCAAAACUCGUGGACAGCAGAAGGAGAGAGGGUGGUCGUUGUGGGCUAGCUUAUUGUACUAAACCGACGAGUCUGCGGUUUGCAUUACCAUACCGCUGCGAUCGCGGGAAAACUUCAUUGGUAGUUUUGAGUCGUAAAGUGGACACUAUACAGCGGCACGGCUUUGGCUUUGUUCGCCCCGGCGGGCAAGUUGCGCCGAGAGCCGGAUAACGGUGGAAAAGGGACACGUUUCUGCCGGUAAACAUACCGUUAUCUUCGGCUCACUCGUGUCGAAUUUUGCACGGUCUGGGGGUUCAACUAGCUGCACCACGGGGAGACUAAAUGGCUGCAAAUAAAGGCAAUCGAAGGUGAUACAGAAGACUGUUGGUCCUAGCCGGUUGGGUCCAGACAACGAGCCGUGGUCCUGUUUUUAGCCACAUCACAACCUGCUCGUGCUGCUAGCCGCCGAGCUCUCCAUUGUGUGAGCCCCCGGAUCACCACACACACACACCUGCCGCCUCGCACAGCUACAACUGUGUGUGUGUGUCUUUUUUUGUGCCGGAUAUAUAUAUAUAUUUUUUACUUUAAUCCACGCAUCCAGAAUGUGCUCUCGGGUUUGGUUCGUGACCGACCGCCGUAUCAGCCAGGAAUACCCUCAGGUUCAGAUCCUCCGGGCGCUGAAGGAGCGCUGCGCCGACGAGGACGUUGAGUUCCGCUCGCUUCUCAUGGACCAGAUCGUGCUAACGAUCAGCGAGGGACAAUUAGGUCUGCGAGUGGAGCAAGAACUGGUGACAUCUUAUCCACAGGUGGUGGUGGUACGGGUGCCCACGCCCUGGGUGCAGUCAGAUAGCGACAUCACCGUGCUGCGCCACCUGGAGAAGAUGGGCUGCCGGCUGAUCAACCGUCCCCAGGCCAUACUCAACUGUGUCAACAAGUUCUGGACCUUUCAGGAGCUGGCGGGCCACGGCGUGCCUCUGCCUGACACCUUCUCAUACGGAGGGCAUGACAACUUCCGUAAGAUGAUUGACGAGGCAGAGCCGCUGGGCUACCCUGUGGUGGUGAAGAAUGCACGUGGCCACAGAGGCAAGGCUGUUUUCCUGGCACGGGACAAACACCACCUGACAGACCUGUGCCACUUGAUCCGGCACGACACCCCCUACUUGUUUCAAGAGUACAUCAAGGAGUCGCACGGCCGCGAUGUCCGGGUGGUCCUGGUGGGCGGCCGUGUCAUCGGCUCGAUGCUACGCUGCUCCACCGAUGGUCGCAUGCAGAGCAACUGCUCCCUGGGCGGCGUGGGUAUGAUGUGCCCGCUGAGCGAGCAGGGAAAGCAGCUGGCCAUCGAGGUGUCUAACAUCCUCGGCAUGGAUGUGUGCGGCAUCGACCUGCUGCAGCUCAACGACGGCUCCUUUGUGGUCUGCGAGGCCAACGCCAACGUGGGCUUCAUCGCCUUCGACCAGGCCUGCGGCAUGGACGUGGCGGGCAUUGUCGCCGACUACGCCCUGUCGAUGCUCCCCAGCCGCCUCACCCGUAAGAUGUCCCUGCUGUCCGUCGUGUCGAGCACCAGCGAGACCAGCAGCGAGCCGGAGGUGUGCCCCGUGCCCACCGGCGGCGGCUCGCUGCCCGAGGCCGUCUGCAACAUGAGCGUGGGUUCUACUUCCAGCGAAAGUGACCCAGAGCUGGCUGAGCCCUCCCAGUCCUCGCCCCGCCAGUCCACAGCCCCCGCCCUCCCCGAUCUCCCCGAUCCAGCCUACAACUUCAACACUCUUCUCGCCAAUGAAAUGAAAUUAUUGACUGAGUAAGAUUCAAGCAGCUUCAUGCACACACACACACAAACACCACAAAUACAUAUUAACAACACGCAGACACACACCUGUACGCAUGCC
Molecule: messenger RNA, 2327 nt
Organism: Anarrhichthys ocellatus (wolf-eel)
Lineage: Eukaryota; Metazoa; Chordata; Actinopteri; Perciformes; Anarhichadidae
Gene: rimkla
Product: ribosomal modification protein rimK-like family member A
Exons: 5
Coding region: 1047-2243 (398 amino acids)
Biological process (GO): protein modification process
Cellular component (GO): cytoplasm
Molecular function (GO): ATP binding; metal ion binding; N-acetyl-L-aspartate-L-glutamate ligase activity
Source: RefSeq, a predicted model, not a curated record